UCGGAUUAAUUGUAGGUGGCAAUAUCAUGACUUGCAAAAAUUAUCAUUCCCUUUGUCAGGAUUCUCUGUUUUACUUCGCCCAGGCACUGACAGUAUUGGGCUGGAGUCGGUUGUCCGACAACAUUGGACGCAAGCCAGUGUUAUUAAUCGGACUAACAGGAGCUUGCAUUUCGAUGAUAUGUUUCGGCUUUUCGACAACCUUCUGGAGCCUAGUCAUGAGCCGCUGCAUGUGGGGAGUAUUGAAUGGCAACAUUGGAGUCAUGAAGACUGUGAUGGGUGAAUUGACGGACUCUACGAAUAUGGCUCAGGGAUUUGCCUUGAUUCCGAUCAUGUGGUCAAUUGGAAGUUCCGCUGGCCCUUUGAUGGGGGGAAUGCUGGCGCGGCCACAGGAUCACUGGCCUAAAUUAUUUAUCAAUCCAUUUUGGGGAAAAUACCCGUACUUUCUUGCUUGUGUAUUGUCUGCUUCUCCGCUCCUCUUGGCCUUUUUCAUGCUGUUACACUUCUUUGAAGAAACAUUAUCAAGCAAACGUCGACCAAGGUCGACAUUAGCCACGCCCAGUGUUUCUCACGGCGCCGAUGAUCAGGAAGCGUUUGUGCAACAAUCUACGACAGAUCCGCUCUUGCUGUCUCUGCUCACACCUACCAUUGUUAUUCCGAUCGCAAGCUACGCUAUGUUGUCCUUUCUUGACACGUCUUUCAGGGCUCUCAUACCGCUGUUCCUUUCCACGCCCACCCACCUUGGCGGCAUGGGUCUUACUCCUUCUUCUAUUGGUUUGUGGCUGGGGUUCUCUGGGAUCGUAGAUGGACUCUUUCAGGCAUUGUUCUUGGCCAGAAUUGUUGAUUGGGUUGGUCCCAAGCAUCUAUUCUGUGUAUCAGCGUCGUGCUUCACACCGCUUAUGGUCGCGUUUCCGAUAAUGUCGUGGCUGGUACACACAAGGGGGAUGGUUGAUCAUGCAAUUAUGUAUGCCUUGCUUGGCCAGCUUAUUCUGACAGUGACGUGGGAUAUGGCAUUUG
Molecule: messenger RNA, 1014 nt
Organism: Suillus discolor
Lineage: Eukaryota; Fungi; Basidiomycota; Agaricomycetes; Boletales; Suillaceae
Product: major facilitator superfamily domain-containing protein
Exons: 4
Biological process (GO): transmembrane transport
Molecular function (GO): transmembrane transporter activity
Source: RefSeq, a predicted model, not a curated record